UUGCAGCUGAAAUCUGAUCCAAAAAUGGCUUCCUUUGUUUCUCAAACUUUCCUCAUCAUCUUCUCCCUCUUCUCACCUUUCUUCAUUACAAUCAAUGGAGAAUUCUCGAUUCAAUCCAUUGUAACAUCCACAAAACGCAUGGAGAAAAUGACCCAUCUCCAUUUCUAUUUCCAUGACACUAUAAGUGGCAAACACCCAACAGCCAUGCAAAUCAUCAAGCCACAUAACAGGUCAGCAGGUGGUUCAUUUGGUAUCACUUUCAUGGCAGAUGAUCCAUUGACUGAAAAACCCGAGUCGAGUUCGAAACUCGUCGGGAGAGCUCAAGGGAUUUACGCUUUGGCUUCUCAACAUGAUGUCGGAUUGCUUAUGGUCAUGAAUUUCGCUUUCUUUGAAGGAACUUACAAUGGGAGUGCACUUAGCAUCCUUGGAAGGAAUGAAAUUUUUCAUCAUGUUAGGGAAAUGCCGGUUGUCGGAGGUACCGGAAUUUUCCGGUUUGCUCGAGGCUAUGCUUUGGCUAAAACAGUUUGGUCUAACCAGAAAGGAGACGCUAUAGUUGAAUAUAAUGUUUCUGUUGUACACUACUGAAUAAUUUAUGCUAUAGGUGCUUGUGAAAUUGAUGUCUACUUGUGUCACGGACCGAGACUUUAAUCUUACAACUUUAUCUGUCAAGGAAAUGAGACUUAUAUAUGCUUGAACUUUAGUGGAACUUUUCAUAAGAAGACUAUGAGAUUACAGAGAAAGAAAAAACAUGAAAUUGUUUACAGAAACAAGCGCGCGCACACACAAAAAUGGGUAAAAAGCUAAAAAUAUUAAUCAUAAGGCCAAAACCUCCAUGCUGAAAUUGAAUAUAGAGGUCUUUCUUGCCAACAAAUAACCAAACAUCCAUUCUCUUCUUUGAUUUUAUAACCAUCAUAAUUAUUGGUCUGCAACAAUCGACCUGCCUGCAGCAUGCCAUGGUAGCUUAAAGGUACUCUACCGAAACCGGCCAACUCAAGUCUCAGAAUCCAUUUCUCGAGCUUCUCGUGUCUCUCCUUUCUCUCGACACCUUCACAAGCUAUAAUAUUCUUGAUUUCCUCUCCGAAAAGCAUCUUCUCGACCUUUUUUCGUUCUAA
Gossypium arboreum is the source of this 1112-nucleotide messenger RNA. Its product is annotated as dirigent protein 22-like. The record is from RefSeq and is a predicted model, not a curated record. The coding region runs from base 25 to 585 and encodes 186 amino acids. The transcript has a single exon. NCBI's taxonomy places the organism in Eukaryota, Viridiplantae, Streptophyta, Magnoliopsida, Malvales, Malvaceae.